Molecule: messenger RNA, 897 nt
Organism: Giardia duodenalis
Lineage: Eukaryota; Fornicata; Diplomonadida; Hexamitidae
Exons: 1
Coding region: 1-897 (298 amino acids)
Source: RefSeq, a predicted model, not a curated record
AUGUGUAUGCAGACUAUCAGAGCUCUGGCCGGAGCACUCAACGUCUCUCUGCAGUUCAUGCGUUGGCAGCGCACAAUGAUGACGUGUGCAUAUGUCGCCCACACACACCCGCGCUCAUAUAACCCAGAUACUAAUAUCGACGGGAUCAUUGAGUGCUUUAUCGAGUGUCGAGAAUCCCUCACGGAGUCGGUCUCUGUAUUGGAAGACUCACUUGCUGGCUUGGAAGAGUCACUAUACACUGAAUGCAAGGAUGUGCUAUUACUUGCAAAUCACGUCGUGUCUUCAGACAACCUUCUUUUGGAUCAAUUUCUCAUUUCUGCAGGGACAGAACCCACUUUAAUUUCAGACGAGCUUAUCAUAAAGGAUAUGCUCACGCCCAGUGACGUUUCCGCCUACCGGACAGUGAGAGGACCGCUGAGCGACAUCGUCACCCAGUACAGCCUUCUUCGGCCCCCUACCUCUCAGCCAACACUGAUCGAUCUUUCGAAGAUGAGCCUGGCUGAGUUGGCACAACGAGCUCAUGGUGCCUUCUCUGAUUUACUUCACGAUUUGAAAGCAUAUGCCGCAGACUAUGAUGUGGUUAAUAACAAUGCUGAGACCCUAUUGACGCAGGUCUGCUGCCUUCCAAAGAGUGAGCUUGCAGCUCUAACAGCAGCCCUUCGCGACCGCUUCUCUGAAAUGUAUACCGAACUCCCAGCCCCCGUCGAUUCUAAUGAUAAUAUGGCUAUCUGCCUGAGAAAGCUGAUUGUAUUGGCUUCUCAGCUUGUUUGCUCUGAUUCUCCUUUUCCGAAGGAUCAUGAUGAAGCGCGGCUACGCGCUGUGCUUGAGCGGAUUCUGACAAUAGAGGAUACCAACAAGACAAUCCUUUUGGCUCUAGAGCCGCUCCUGAGCGAGUAA